Molecule: messenger RNA, 216 nt
Organism: Penicillium pulvis
Lineage: Eukaryota; Fungi; Ascomycota; Eurotiomycetes; Eurotiales; Aspergillaceae
Exons: 1
Coding region: 1-216 (71 amino acids)
Source: RefSeq, a predicted model, not a curated record
AUGACCAACCAAAAAUAUACGGCUCCCGUACUUAGCUACGUCAAGUUCGAUCCCGGUGCCGCUCUGGAGGCAAGCACGAAGAAGCUGUUAAUCCAUCGGGCAUCAACGAUGACCUCAGCCCUGCAGCCUCAUAGUCGCAAUUUGAAUUCCCUCUUAGACAGCCAGGAUCUCGCCGAUGAGCGCACAACCUAUCCCCAGAUCCUGCAGUCUACAUAA